AACUGUGUUUAUUAUGGAAAGCGCUGAAUGGCCGUCCAGGAUCAGACACUACUCCCUCAACUACCCAAUCGGGCAGGGAGCAUGUGGUCUAGUCUGGAGUGCUACAGUCACUGAUGGAGUCUAUGAGGAUAGAGAAGUAGCACUCAAAAUUAUUAACUUUGAUAAAUUUGACAAUCUCAACAUUGAUGAAAUCAAAAAGGAGAUCAAUAUAAUGUCGGAAUAUUCACACGAAAAUUUAAUUUCAUCAUAUGUCUCCUUUAUUGAUAAGUCAGAGAUGGUCAUUGUCAUGCCACUAAUCGAUGCUGGAUCCUGUGCAGAUAUUAUCAAGGAAACCUUCUCCAAAGGAAUUGAGGACGAAUCCAUUAUAGCAGCUAUCAUUAAAAGCGUUCUUCUUGGCCUUGACUAUUUACACAAAAAUAAUGAGAUGCACAGAGAUAUCAAAGCUGGAAAUGUUUUCAUCAAAAGAGAUGGCUCCAUUUACCUUGGAGACUUUGGAGUAGCAGCAAGUCUUAAAACUGGAGAGAAGAGAAAAACACUAGCAGGUUCACCAUGCUGGAUGGCACCAGAAGUGAUUGAACAGUUUAAAGGAUAUGAUUUUUCAGCAGAUAUUUGGUCCUUAGGAAUCACUGCUAUCGAGCUUGCUGAAGGCAAGGCUCCUUAUGUCGAAAUGUCAGCUAUGAAAAUCCUUUUAGCAAUUCUCAAUAGUGAUCCUCCGUCGAUUUCGGAUUCGCACUUUUCAAAAGAAUUUAAGGAUUUUGUAGAUUGCUGCCUCCAAAAAGAUGCUUCAAAAAGAUGGAGUGCUGAGAAGUUAUUAAAGCACAAGUUCAUCAAUAAAGCAUGAGACCCAGAAUACUUGGAAACAGAGCUACUCUCAAAGCUUCAGGAUCUCAAAGAAAGAAUUCCUGAAUCCCUAAGAAUCCAAGGUGAGGAAUUCCUCGAGGAGAGAAAGAGAAGAGAGAAAAAGAAAAAAUCUAAGAAGAAAAAGACAUCAAAAAAGGGUAAGAAGGAUGGAGAUUCUAAAGGAGGUCCAUGGGACUUCGGAUCAGGCUCAUAUAGUGACGCAAAAGCUAAGGCUAAGCUCAAAGGAGAAGAAUACGAUGCUGAUUCUUAUGCUAAAGUUCCAGAGUCAACUUAUGAAAAACCAAGCAAUUACAAGGACGAUAUGGAUGAUUUUGGGCUUGAUUCCGGUGAAGAUUAAUCAAUAUUUGAACACCAAAUGUUCUUCCUGAAUAUAUUCUUGUUCUAA
Molecule: messenger RNA, 1246 nt
Organism: Moneuplotes crassus
Lineage: Eukaryota; Ciliophora; Spirotrichea; Euplotida; Euplotidae
Source: the annotation of a GenBank genome assembly